Nakaseomyces glabratus is the source of this 3147-nucleotide messenger RNA. RefSeq names its product Rab GTPase-binding protein SRO7 (gene SRO7). Lineage: Eukaryota; Fungi; Ascomycota; Saccharomycetes; Saccharomycetales; Saccharomycetaceae. Gene Ontology annotation, molecular function: myosin II binding; GTPase activator activity; syntaxin binding. Gene Ontology annotation, cellular component: plasma membrane; cytoplasm. The record is from RefSeq and is a predicted model, not a curated record. Gene Ontology annotation, biological process: regulation of protein secretion; regulation of exocytosis; establishment of cell polarity.
AUGUUUAAGAAGGGCAAACUAAAAGGUGUUUCGAACCCAUUCAAGAGUUCAAAAAGUACAGAAUCAAACAAGGAUGACAGUGCUAAAGCUCCCAAACCGAAGAAUAUAGGCCCAGGCAAUCCAAUGCUCGCUCCGACAUCAACUAUGAAGAAGUUUACAAGCUCCAAUCCUCUGAAUAGGUUAUUUACAACUGAAGUUGUCGCAAGAUAUGGAUUUAACGGCAAAGUUGUUAAAGUUGCUUACGACCAAACUCAAAGUUUGAUGGCUCUUGCGACUGAUAUGGGUGAAAUUCAUGUGUGUGGUAGACAGCAGGUUGAGGUAGUCUUUAGUCCUCCGGAGAGAAUAACAGAAAAGAUUUCCAUUAAAGAGAUGGCGUUUGUUAAAGGUAUUUAUCUUGUUAUUAUCGACUCUAAAGACACUCUCGUUGUUAUCUCACUGCAUAACAAAAAGAUCUUAGCUUCGACCUAUCUACCCGUCAAGGUCAGCUGUAUGGAAACCGAUCCAACAUUAGAUUGGGUUGUAAUAGGUUUAGAGAGCGGUGGAAUUAUGAUAUAUGAUGUAGAUAGAGAUCAGAUGUCUGAUAUUCGAAUUGAGAACUUGCAAAAAGGUAAAUUCUUCCCUAGAGAAAAAUUGUCUCGUGUAGUUUCCAUACAAUGGAACCCAAGAGAUAUUGGCACUUUAUUAAUUUCCUAUGAGUUAGUUACUGUCAUUUACUCAUUUUUAGAAGAUGACGUCAAGCAGAGUUUUAUUUAUGAACUAGAAGAGUAUGCUCCAGGGGGGAAUCUCUCUAUGGAUUAUACCAAGAGAAGGAGGCCAAAGGUUAUACAAUCUUUGUAUCAUCCUAACUCCUUACAUAUCCUAACAGUUCAUGAAGAUAAUUCAAUGGUUUUUUGGGAUGCUAACACCGGUAAAUUAAUCCAAGCCAGGACUUUAUUAGAUGUUGAUGUGAAUGUACCACAACCUGACUUGACAAAGGCUAGAUUAGAGCAGCCUGAAAGAAUAAAAACUGUCAAAUGGAUUUGCCAAAAUAAUCCCGAAUAUACAUCGCUAUUAAUAACGCAAAUCCCUCUAGAUAAGCAACCACAACAUCAAAACUUGACAAUAAUUGAUUUGGGUGGAACUCCCCUAUACACAAUUACCUCGUAUGACAAAAUGAGUAACUACUAUUCAAACAUGACAAGCCAAAAGUUGGUACCUCUUCCAAACAAAACACCUAUUGUGGAUGUGGUUCCAAUAGCAAGAAAAUCUCCGUUUUAUGCAGGAUGCCACGACCCUGCAGUUGUUUUAUUAGUACUUGAUGAUGGAUGUCUGGAAACCAUCUUAUACCCAUCAGGAUCAUUUACCUACAAAGCGUCAUUGUUUCCCCAAAGUCUGUCAUGGGCAAGGCCAGAGACUACUGCAAUGGUUGCAACAUCUGUGCCACAAAAGCUAUGGCUCGGUUUAUUAUCUUCAGCUAACAAUAAAGAUUUCAUCUUGAAGGGAGGUAUGCAAGCCAAGAAACCAGCUAGAGUUCACGAAUAUAGGUCAGCCUUAGCUACUGGACAUGCAAAUGGGUCUGUACGACUAUGGGAUGCAUCUUUUGGUGAAUUAGAUGACAAUUCUGUAUUUGAAGUAAAUUUAGCGAGAGUAUUGAAUAUGGGAUCCAACCUAUCUAUUUCAGACAUUUCAUUUGCAACGGAUACACUUGAAUUAUCUGUUGCUACAGAAACUGGUGUAGUUGCACUUUUCAAAUUCGAAGUUAACCAGUUUUAUGAUCCGGAACAUAAGAAUAAAGAUCGUGAUAUGGAGAUGAGAUUUAGACGAUUCUCGAUCGGUAGUAGUAAAGAAAUGCUGAUUGAUGUACGUGAUAGAUCUCCUGAGACCGUCAGACAAGGAUUUAUGCCAAGUACAGUUGUCAAUGCACAGCAUGGACCAACUUCAGCGUUGACUAACAGCAAUAUUGGCUUUGUGGCUAUAGCAUAUGAGGACGGAACUUUUGUAGUUGUUGAUCGCAGGGGUCCCGCUAUAAUCUAUAUGCAAAAUGUUAGAGGAUUACCUGGGAUCAAAGGUCGCAAAUUUACUGCAAUUGAGUUUGCCAUUAUGGAGUAUGGAGAUGAUGGCUAUUCUAGUAUUUUAAUACUUUGCGGUACCGACGUAGGUGAAUUAGUAACAUUAAAAAUUCUACCAGAUAGUGGGGGCAGAUUUGUUGUUGAAUUUGUGGAAAUUAAACAGACCAAUGAUAAAAGCCCUAUACUAAAGAUAGAUACAUUCGAAAAGAAAACUACUGAAAGCUGUUUUGCCACAAUUUCAAAAAUGCAAGAUCUAGGUAAAGGCGUAGUAAUCAACGGUAUGGUAGUAGUGACUUCUGAAACGGAUAUAAGAUUUGUUGAUCCUGGUAAAUCUAAAGAAGGUCACAAAUCAUUCAAACAUAAAAUUGCAACAUCUGGAAUAUCACACAUUACUUUCAUCAAUGCUGUUGGUCAGAAACAAAGCUUGUGCGUCUUGAUCGUUCUGGAAAGUAACGGUACUGUCAAAAUUUUCACUACACCUGAUAUGAAAGAGUUGAAAAGCAUGCAACUACCCUUCCCAAUACAAGCUCAGUAUAUUAGAGAGUCAUCUGUUCUCCGGAAUGGUGACAUUAUGACAAGAACAGGCAAAUUCCAAUCGUAUCUAUUCUCAACUUUUGAUCAGCGCGCUAUCGGGUUAAACAAGGCAUAUACCCAAGAACAAGUCGAAAAGCAGGACACAUUGUAUAAUCCAGGUUUAAAAAUUCCAUGGAGACCACAGGUAAAUUCUUUACAACUAGCUAGAGGUACAUCUUAUUGUACUCGUGAGCAAUUGGACUUACUGCUGGGUGGUGAAAGAAGACCACAGUCCAAAUAUGAGGAAAGUGAAAUUGCUAUUGGUACUAUAUCUCUUCGCAAAGAAACAUCAGCUCCUAACUCACCGAAUAUGCAAAACGAUGAGCAUGCGUAUAAAAAGCCUGUCAGUAGAAGAGGUAGAAAUAGCGGUUACGAAUAUUUCAGAAGUAUGUCAAGAGCCGUGGAAAACCAAUGGGAUGCAGUUGAGGAUGGAAUUAAUGAAUAUGCAACAGCUAUUGGUCAAGCUAUGAAUGAUACUGUGGAGGAAACAAGUAAAGACAUGGUUAGAGGUGCGUUUGGAUUCUAG